GUCUUCAAAACAUACUACGCCACAGUAGAUUCGAGGAGAACUCGGGGUCAGGAAAUCGUUGGCUCAUUUCCCAGUCACAGUGCCAGAAGAAGACCAUAAUAAUAUCCGAAACAUCAUCCACGAAAACAGUGAUUUAAAAGUACAUCGGAUAAAUUUCUAAUGAGGACGAAACGAACGCACAAAUGGAUGUGUUAGUUAGCAAAAGAUGACCAUGGAUGAGUUCCACCCCUUCAUCGAGGCUCUGCUGCCUCAUGUGAAGGCUUUCUCCUACACAUGGUUUAAUCUACAGGCAGCCAAACGCAAAUACUACAAAAAACAUGAGAAACGAAUGUCAAUGGAGGAAGAGAGGAGAGUCAAGGAAGAAUUGCAGAAUGAAAAACCAGAAAUCAAACAGAAAUGGGCUUCUCGAUUGUUGGCAAAAUUACGGAAAGAUAUUACUCAGGAAUGUCGUGAGGACUUUGUGCUAAGUGUGACUAACAAAAGACCUCCUUUAUGUGUGUUAAGUAACCCUGAUCAGAAGGGGAAAAUGCGUCGAAUUGACUGCCUGCGACAGGCGGAUAAAGUGUGGCGUUUGGACUUAGUGAUGGUGAUUUUGUUUAAAGCUAUUCCACUUGAAAGCACAGACGGAGAACGUUUGGAGAAAUCCAUGGACUGUGUCAAUCCAAUGUUGUGUGUAAACCCGCAUCAUAUAAGCGUUUCUGUGAGAGAAUUAGACCUGUACCUUGCAAAUUUCAUUCACAGUUAUGUUCCUGACCCCCGUAAUGAUUAUGUGGACUUGCAACAGAUGAACAGUGAACAAGAUAUCAAAGUGCCUGGAAAUAUCCAUUCUGGUGUUUCUGGAAAUGACAGUAUCAUGGCCACUGGAGUGUUUUCGGCACGAGAGUUACUGAGGGUCACACGACCUUCAAUAAUGAUGCCACCUAAUGGAACACACCCUAUGUUACUGCCACAGAAGCAGAUGGAUAGUCCAGGAAGUUACUAUAACUAUAGUCCCCACCCCCAAGAUCAACCCAUGGGCUCUGGGAUGCACCCUGGUAUGUCCAAUGGACAGUCUGCACUGAGCCCCUCUGGGCACCCCCACAAACGGUUGAAACGCAAUACCAUCAGCUCGAUCUCAUCAGCCGACGAAGACGCAGAAAGUGUGGGGGAUGAAAAUGAAAGUAUGAGCAGCUAUUACGGGAAAUCCUCCUCAACGCUAAACAGUAGCGGGUCAUCUGGAUGGCAGGAGGGAAGUCAUAUGGCAGAUCCAGGUGUAGCACCUAGCCCAGCCAUGCAUUCAUCAACUCUUGUCAUCCUCGCUAAUAAACCAAAGAUUAACGAAGCUAACAGCGGCUUUACGCCCGUAACCUCCGGCAACACACUCAUCUUGCAGCAUGUGCCCCAAAGCAGCAGCACCCCUCCACGGGACGCCCCCACUCCGGGUGAGAUGAAGGCCAGGCCCCCCUCCCGAACCACACCCCCUCUUAGUGCUAGUACAGGGCUUCAACAGUCCCUGGUGUUACCCUCAGGAGCAGCCCCAGGUCCCAGCCACCAUGCGAUGAAGUAUCAGGAACACCCAGGAGGGGACACAUUUUCAGAUUUCGUUUCUUUGGUCUGCCAAGAGGCACAGAACUCUCACAGUCAGGCAAGUUCCACCACACCUCCAAUGAAAAGUCCCACCAAACUGCCGCACUUCUUCUCCCCGGGUAUGUUACCCCCACCACCGCCACCCCCACCCACAGUGGCGAGGCCUGUGGCGAUUUUACGGACAUCUGAUGGACAGACUGUCAUCAGCAGUGGAAGCACUGUCAUGACAACCAACUCUACUUCAAACUCGAGUAUGGGGGUGAGUAGCUCCCCAGGUACUCCUCCUGUGAACCGGACCAUCAUGAGCAGUCCCUUUUCGGUUCUGACAAGGCCUGAGCAUGCCUUUCCUCACAUACACCCACAAGCACAUCAGGUUUUUACUUAUCCCAGUCUGAGCCCAGUCAAUGCAAUCAGUGGGGUCAUUAGCCCCACCACUCUUAGUCUGAUUGCAUCCCCAGUAGCCACACCCCGGUCAACUCCAAGAUCCACUCCUAUCCCACGCUGGACCACUCCUUUUAUUCCCCUAGACGAGGGCAUGGGGAUGGAUUAUAAUAUGUUGGCAAGUUUCAUGCAUGGAGUCAACAGUGAUGAACCCUUACUUAAUGAAGAUCGUUUCUUUGCACACAACAAUGAGGGAAUGGAAGGUUCAAACAACUCAAACAAUGGUCAUCAUACGGGUACAUCAGGUGGGAGUGGAGGUGGAGGAUCGUCCCACAGUUCUCACCCCCCUGGGACACCUCAGGCCCCCAGCAGCUCCAAACCUCAUACCCCCUCUCAACAGCAAACUUGAUGUCAACAGGACACCACAGAAUGAUCAGAAGUGACCUUUUGAACUUGCAAAAGUAAAUGUGUUGCAGGCUGUGAUAUUUUCAAGGAGUUGAUUUUUUUUGUUGUUAAUAGAUCUGAUUUUUGUUUAUUUUUUUUUUUUUCAAGCUAGUCAUGUAAAUCAGACAUCUUGUAAAAUGUCUUUUGUAAUGUUGAAAAUUGAAAAAAAAAAAAGUACUAAAUAAGGGGAAAUAAUAUUCAUGUAAUGUCCAAGAACAAAAUUUACGUAUUAUUCCCCUUGGUUGUUGUACAUCCAUAUGUGAACAACUCCUCUUGCCGAAUGUGCCAAUUUUUUGGACACAGUGUGUCCCAGUUUUUUCUGAUCAUUUUGUGGCCCGGUUAAGUGCUCUGAAAUUGGCUGUGAUAGCAUUAUUAUGUAUUUGUGUCAUGUGUCCACCAGUCUGUUUGUCUUAGACAUUACAAAUUAAUUUUGCAUUCUAUUUCUAUUAGCUCACCUUUGAAAAGGUAGGAAAAAUUUAGACUGACUUUUUUUCCCCAAACAUUCCAAGAAUGUGUUUGUUUCUACCUGACUGUUGCGGCCAUGGCUCUCAAACAAUCUGAAGUGAUAUUAAUGUAUCAUUUCUUGGAUCAGGUCUUCAUAUAAUCUCUGUGUUUUUGAAAAUAUGCAUGAAAUUUGGAAAAAAAAAAAUUAACAGGGUGUGUAAAAUAUUAUAAUCAGGUGUGUGAAUAAUUAUUUUUGAAGAAGUUUUUUUGUCUGUACUCAGCAUUGAGAUUGUUAUGAGCUUUAGUUUGUAUUCCCUUACUAUGCUAAGUAUUAAUUAUGUAUUAACUGUACUGGGUGAUAUUAUGUGUACUAGAGCCAAAUACUUUGAUAAAUAAUACCAAGUUUAGUUUGUCAUGUACAUGUUUUCUGUGCAUAAAGUUUUUUGACAAAAUCACUGAAUCUAUGCAAAAAAAAUGCAUUGAGAUGGAAGAACUUAUAAAUACAAUGUAUGUACAAAUUCUAAGUGUCUUUGUAUAUUCCAUAUUUGUGACUACUACUUAAAAAUAUCAUUCUUGUACAAGUAAUAUAUUCCAUGUUUUUGCACAUUAACUAGUCACACAAGUACUUGCAAGAUUUUGGCAAAUGGAAAUGAUAUAUGCAAAGUUUACGCCAUAAUGACUGAUGGAAAAUUUUGUGCUCUUUAAGGACAUUUUUGCAUAUUUUACAGUAAAGUUUUCUGUUCUUUAACUUUAAAAUUUUAUUGGCUCCUUAUCUUUAAUAUGAAAUGAAAGAAAGAUUAAAACUGGAAAUGUAUUGAUACAAUAAGAUGUUAAAUCAUAUUUAUUACUGUUGAGAAUUGUUUUUUAUAAUAUAUGGGAUAAAGUUUUUUUUUCUCUUGUGAUUGGAAAGUUGUUUGUUUCAUGUUAAACAUUACAUAUUCAACAUAUCAUUAGGUGGCUGAACACUUUUAACUAUAAUUGUAAUGUAAUUAGGUAUUGAUCAUUUCAAACUGCAUACAAGCAGUCUUCAUAGGCUGACAAUAAUGUAAAUAAGUAUUAAUGAAAAAGUUUUCUUUAUUUAUUUUAGCAAUUUUAUUAUAAAGAUUGUACAGUGUCAUACAGAAAAAAUAAUUUCACUGAAGAAAAAAAAUGAUGCAAAUUAAGUUUCUGGAGUAUGUGUAAGUCAAUAUUGCAAGGUAUUUUUUUUUUUAUCAAAAAGAAAUCGAGUACAUUGAAUGCUAAGUAGGAUGUUUAUCUUUAAUCAAAUGUACAGUUUGUUUGUGGUACCCUAUUGAGCUUGUAUACAACAAGUUUGUGUUAAUGUUGUGAAAGAUAUGAAGACUACCUCGUAAAUUACUAUGUGAUAAAAGAGAGAUUUCCAUCCAGUUUUAUGCAAAUGUUGGCCAUCUUGUUGCUUUUAUCAUUAAAAAUUUUUCCCAUUAACAUAAUAAGAUUUUAUGAAGCAUUCUCUAAAAUGUAUAAAACUGUGUUUUUGAUAGAAAGGAUCUAUUUUUACUAUUGUUCAAGUGAAUUUAUUCAGUACAUUCUGAUUACUUUUUAUUUAUUGUUAUCCCUGUUAGCUGGGGCACAACAUUUGUUUUGCAAUUUAGCCCUUCAAAAAUCUUUUGACAACAAAAUUUUGUGGUAUAUUCUGUAGACAAUUGGGCCAACAUUUUGUUUGAGAGUAUGACUUAGCAUUGUCACAAUCUGUCAUUUUGCUGUUGCUGUGUCAUUUUCUCAUGUAGUGUCAACUUUGCUGUGUACAAAUCUGUGUGUAUCUCCCCCAAAAUACCGCCAAUCUAUGCAGCUAUGUAUUGUUUUAUUACUGUGAAUUUUUUUUUUAUCAUUGCAAAGUCAUUUGUCAUCAUGUUUUUGUUGGUUUUUGUGUAUAUUAAUCUAGGCCUUGUAGAUUUCUAGAUUUCAAACCCCCCCCACCCCCAAAAAAAGGAUGGCGUUUAAUGAAAAAAAUCUACAUGAAUUACAGAUUUCUCUGAGUUGUCAAAAAAGUGGUUUGUUAAAAAAAAAAACAAAACCCAGAAAACUUUCUCAUAUUAAUUUAAAGUAGAUUUGAAUUUAUAAAAAGAAGUAAUAAAUGUAUUAUUGAUAGAAGUACAUGUAUGGUAGCUUUGUAAAAUACUCAAAUGUUAUGUACAUAGAAUCACAGAAAUGGCCAUGUUUUGUAUAUCAUGCAUAACCUUAUUUAUUGAUUUUUUUUUUACAGUAUAGCCACAUCCAUUUGAAAGAAAUCCAUUUAAUGAUCAUAAUAGAAUCGAUUGUGUUGUUUUUAACUUAUCCAGUUUACUUACUUUUUAGUACUAUCAUGUCUUGUUUCUUUUUUUAAGUUGGUUGAUUAGCUUUACCAAACAUGACUUUUCAUUUAUUAUUCAGUGGUUAUAAUAACAAAGCUUUUGUUUCUUUGAGAAAUGAAGUACCUACCAGUAGUAUAUUCUUAUGACAUUUGAUCCCUCACUAACAAACGCUGUGUCAACAAUUGGCAAUGGGACUGGAAUGGAAUCUUGAUAUCGUUAAGUUGAUUAGCUGAAUUGUUGAAAAAUGCAUGUGUAAUUUUAUUGUAGAAACAUGUACAUCAUUUUGCUUUCUGUAGAGGCACUGUACAUUUUGUAAAAAAACAAAAAGAUUGAUUAUUUAUUUAUUAUGCAAAAGUGAGACUGAUUUAACCAUGUGGUUUUACGAUGGGUGUGCCUAUAUUACGAAUGAUGAGUUUGUUACUAUAUUAUAGUUGAAGGGAGUGCAUGUUUGAGAUAUAACAGUGAUCUGUGAUGCAGUUAUUAUUUCAGAAGCAGUAGUAAUUAUUUAUUCAAUUUGGACUUUGUUUUUUUUUUCUUUGUGUAAAAUGGUAUGAAAAAAAUUAUCACGUUUUUAUCAUGUCAAAAACGAUAAAAAAAACAAAAAAAAAUACACAUAAAUGUAUGUAUUUAAUUGGUUGUUAUUAUUAAUUCUAGAUUUCACCGUAUGUUAUCAUAUCUAAUAUGCAAACACCCAUAGCCAGAAAAAUCCGGAGGUGUAGAAAGCAUGGUUUUUAUCAAAGACCUUGAUUUCAAGUUUUAGCAACAUCAUAGAACAGUGCUUUUUUAGUAAUGUGCAUAUUAACACUGUUGAACUCAAACAAGUUUAACAAGUAUUUAUAUCGACUUUAUUAACAAAUGUUUUGUUUUUAUGUUUUUUAAAGUUGAUAGUUACUUUGUUAUGGCUGUUUUAUUUAUUUUUCUUCCGUUGAAUUGUAUUACAAAACUUGCUGACAGGAGCAAGGGGACAUAUCUGGCUAUGGUGAAACCAGUGUGGGGUCAGCUUUUUCGUUUGAAGAUGGUUGAACAUGUCUCACCAUCUUUAUCACAAGUUUGAAUAAAAAUCUGAUGUCAAA
Molecule: messenger RNA, 6217 nt
Organism: Saccostrea echinata
Lineage: Eukaryota; Metazoa; Mollusca; Bivalvia; Ostreida; Ostreidae
Product: nuclear factor 1 X-type-like
Exons: 12
Coding region: 206-2356 (716 amino acids)
Biological process (GO): regulation of transcription by RNA polymerase II
Cellular component (GO): nucleus
Molecular function (GO): RNA polymerase II cis-regulatory region sequence-specific DNA binding; DNA-binding transcription factor activity, RNA polymerase II-specific
Source: RefSeq, a predicted model, not a curated record